GUGACGCGCAAGGGCCGGCGCCGGGUGGCCGCUCGGCUCCCGGAAAGGACCGGCGCCUCCAGGAAGCCGGGUCCGUGUUGCAGCCGCCGCGCCGCGCCGCGCCGCGGUGUCCGUGAUGCCCUCCACUCGCAGCUUCCCGUCGCCGGGAGUCCCGGCCGCCGAAUCGGGCGCUGCCGAGCAGGAGGUCUGUAACUCCAGGAGGACCCCAUUAUGUCUGUAAUGGUAUAUGAGGACUGACUCCUAGAACGUUGCCUGGUCUCUGACCCGUCAGCAUGGGGAGGAUUGGCAUCUCCUGUCUAUUUCCUGCUUCCUGGCAUUUUAGCAUCUCUCCAGUGGGGUGUCCGCGAAUUCUGAAUACCAAUUUACGCCAGAUUAUUGUUAUUAGCAUUCUGGCUGCUGCUGUUUCGCUUUUAUACUUUUCUGUUGUUAUAAUCCGAAAUAAGUAUGGGCGGCUAUCCAGAGACAAGAAGUUUCAAAGGUACUUGGCACGAGUUACUGACAUUGAAGCGACAGACACCAAUAACCCCAAUGUGAACUACGGUAUCGUGGUGGACUGUGGUAGCAGUGGGUCUCGAAUAUUCGUCUAUUGCUGGCCAAGGCACAACGGCAAUCCUCAUGAUCUGUUGGAUAUCAGACAAAUGAGGGAUAAAAACCGAAAACCAGUGGUUAUGAAAAUAAAACCCGGCAUUUCAGAAUUUGCUACCUCUCCGGAGAAAGUCAGUGAUUACAUUUCUCCACUUUUGAGCUUUGCUGCAGAGCACAUACCACGGGCAAAGCACAAAGAAACGCCUCUCUACAUUCUCUGCACAGCUGGAAUGAGAAUCCUUCCUGAAAGCCAGCAGAAAGCCAUCCUGGAAGACCUUCUGACUGAUAUCCCCGUGCACUUUGACUUUCUAUUUUCUGACUCUCAUGCAGAAGUAAUUUCAGGGAAACAAGAAGGUGUGUAUGCUUGGAUUGGCAUUAAUUUUGUCCUUGGACGAUUCGAGCAUAUUGAAGAUGAUGAGGAGGCAGUUGUGGAGGUUAACAUUCCUGGUAGCGAAAGCAGGGAAGCUAUCCUCCGUAAAAGGACAGCCGGUAUUCUGGACAUGGGAGGCGUGUCAACUCAGAUAGCGUACGAAGUUCCCAAAACUGUAAGCUUUGCCUCCUCACAGCAGGAAGAAGUAGCUAAGAACUUGUUAGCUGAAUUUAACUUGGGAUGUGAUGUUCACCAAACUGAGCAUGUAUACCGAGUCUAUGUGGCCACAUUUCUUGGGUUUGGUGGCAAUGCUGCUCGACAGAGAUAUGAAGACCGAAUAUUUGCCAGCACAGUUCAAAAGAACAGGCUCCUGGGUAAACAGACUGGUCUGGCUCCUGAUACUCCAUUCUUGGACCCCUGCUUACCCCUAGACAUCAAAGAUGAAAUCCAACAAAACGGACAGACCAUGUACCUCCGGGGAACAGGAGAUUUUGACCUGUGUCGAGAGACCAUCCAGCCUUUCAUGAAUAAAACAAAUGAGACACAGACCUCUCUCAACGGGGUCUACCAGCCCCCGAUUCACUUCCAGAACAGUGAAUUCUAUGGCUUUUCAGAGUUCUACUAUUGCACUGAGGAUGUGUUACGAAUGGGUGGAGACUACAAUGCUGCUACUUUUACUAAAGCUGCAAAGGAUUAUUGUGCAACAAAGUGGUCGAUCUUGCGGGAACGUUUUGACCGCGGACUCUACGCCUCACAUGCUGAUCUCCAUAGGCUAAAGUACCAGUGCUUCAAAUCUGCUUGGAUGUUCGAGGUGUUUCAUAGGGGCUUUUCAUUUCCUGUCAACUAUAAAAAUUUAAAGACGGCCUUACAAGUUUAUGACAAGGAGGUUCAGUGGACGCUCGGAGCAAUCCUUUACAGGACCCGUUUUUUACCCUUAAGAGAUAUCCAGCAGGAGACCUUCCGGGCCAGUCACGCCCACUGGCGGGGCUUCUCCUUUGUCUACAAUCACUACCUGUUCUCAGGCUGCUUCCUGGUAGUCGUGCUCUCCAUCCUCCUCUACCUGCUGCGGCUCCGGCGCAUUCACAGGCGGACGCUCCGCAGUGCUUCGACUGCCACCCUCUGGCUGGAGGAAGGCCUCCCGUCCCAGAAGAUUGCUGGUACCUUAUGAACGGGGAUUUGAGAGUCCAGGAAGACUUUCUGAAGGAAAAGCCAUUUUUUGCCUCAGGGUUUCUCCUCUUUAUUUUCAUUCAGUUUUUUUCCCUUUCCUUUUUGUUCCUUGAAACAGAGACAAAAUCCAUUGUUUGUAAGCUCUGCUGUCCCAGAGGUAACGCAUUUAGCCGUUCUGUAUACAGCUUUAAAUUGAGGAGCAGGGAAAAGGGAAAAUCACUACAUUUUUGCUGCAUAGGAUAGCUACUAAGAUUUUUUAUUUUUCUUUGAGGUAUGUUAAAUUUUAAACAGAUGCACUUUGAUAUUGGAGGGAAUAUGGCAAAGCUGUUUCUAUCAGAAAAGGUAGCGCUGUCAAGUGAUGCUUUCCCAGAACCAGAACCCAAUGACUGAAUCAUAGUCCUCUUUUUGUCUCUCUCAAAAGCUCUGACCUACACAGGGUAGUGAUGUGUGAUAUCAGAUCUGUCACUGUAAGUUUUCUUGUAGGCUUAAAAAAAAUCAAAGCUAUUUCUUUUUUUUUAUUUUUUUAUUUUUUAUUUUUUUCAUUUAUUUAUGAUAGUCACACAGAGAGAGAGAGAGAGAGAGGCAGAGACAUAGGCAGAGGGAGAAGCAGGCUCCAUGCACCGGGAGCCUGACGUGGGAUUCGAUCCCGGGUCUCCAGGAUCGCGCCCUGGGCCAAAGGCAGGCGCUAAACUGCUGCGCCACCCAGGGAUCCCUCAAAGCCAUUUCUAUCUGAGAUAAAUAUAAGCACCAAGAGGUAACUAUUUUUAAAAGUGAUAGUCCUAGAAGAUGUGAAAUAAUGACUAGAGCAGUGUGUAUGUGUGUGUAAGAGAGAAAGAAUAUGUGUGUGAGAGAAUCUGGGUGUGUGUGUGUGAGGGAGAAAGAACGUAUGUGUAAGAAUGAGAAUGUGUUUGUGUGAGAUGUUUGUGUGUGUGAGAGAAUGUGUGUGAGAAAGAAUGUGUCUGUGUGAGAAAGAGUGUAUGUGUGUGAGAAAGAAUAUGUGUGUGAGAGAAAGAAUGUGUGUGUGAGAGAAAUGUUUAUGAAAGAUGAGAGAAUGCAAUGCUCUUUUAAAAACACACACUUUAAAAAACAAAAACACACACACUUUAGAAUUUACUCUUUAUUUCUUUUAAUGUCAAAAAAUCCCCAUUACCAUUAUCUUUUCUGACCACAGGUAAUGACUUUCUCAGUCCCACCUUUCAACAGCCUUAGAAUAUUAUGCCUUUGAGUGAGUUGGAAAAUUCAUCAAGUUUCACUGGUUUUGAUGUCAUUAGAACUGGAACUAGUGCCUACUGACAGGCAGACACAUUAGCGUUUCCUAGUGGUACAUUUUUGCUGGUUUAAUUGCACUCCAGUUUCUUCCAGCUUCAAGUUGGUGUUCCCCUCCGUAAUGAAAAAUGGUCUCAGUGGUUUUACCUUGGAGAUUGUGUACUUAGCUUGACACGUUGUCUUUAUUCUGGUCUUGGUUGGGGCUCUGGUGGUAAUGCCACUGUAAAUCCAGACUAAGAGAAAGGUCUGACAUUAAUAGAAGAAAUAAACUCACAUUUAGAGAAAACAAGUUUGACGUUUUAAACAAAAACCUAAGGAGGGCAGCUGGAUUGGCAUAUGUGAGAUCAGUUGUUUUUCACCUAUUCAUUUAGUUUAGAAGUUUAGGAAUUCUCAUACCUAGAUUUUUUAGGGGAAGUUCUUUUUGUGAGUGUGUAUGUGUGUGUGUGUGUGUGCAUGCACGCUAUUUCUUAGCCCCAGAGAACAGUUAAAUUUGUCUGGUUGGCAACGUAUGUAUAUUUUGAGAACCAUCAGCUGCUUUUCCAGACAUCAUUGAUUAGAGAGAAAGGGUUCAGACCCUGAAGCCCUUAUUUAACUUAAAAAAUUACAUUUUUAUGUUUAUUAACUAUAUAAAACAUAGCAUAUAUUUUAAGCAUAUUGAUGACUUGAAAAGAUCACAAAUAUAUAAAAGAAAUGCAAAUUCUCUUACUCUGCUCUUCAAAGUGAAUAUUCAAUAGUGAGAAAGUUAUGGGUAGAAUCUUUGUGUCUCAGAUAUACAGAAGGUUAGAGGAGCUAUGUGGUGGUACAGCCCCUGCUGUGUGGUCUUGUGUCAGGAUGGAAGUAAAUGUCCCUGUGGAAGAUCCACCUUCUGAAACGCUGAUCCUCAGCUAUUUAAGUGCUUGAUCCCUGGUAAACACUGUUCCUUACCAAGACCCAGCCACAGGUGAGCUGUGUCUUAGAUACCCCAGAAGUAGAGUGAGUCGCUGUGCUUCCCCUUGAAACCUCAGACAGUGUUUCUUCUGCAGACUGUGGCAUUAGUGGCAAAGAGGAAGUGUGUUUACACUUGAGCUUUUCUACUGCCAACCACUGGGAAUAGUAACCUGGAAACGAAACUCCUCCGAUUCCUGAAGUAUGUGCUUUUUUACCUUUAAAGUCAAGGCAAGGAUUAGCCAGCAUAGACCCAGAUUUAAAUGGGCCUUAAUUAAGAUUUCCUACCAUAAAUAGCCACUUUUUCAAUAAAGGGUGCCAAUUUGGUCCAGCUCUGUACCGUUUGCGGAGCAGAAUCGAGAAAAACAGAUCUGCUUUUAUGCCUGGUUUGUGGAUCCCUCUGCAAGCACCUACCUAACUCUCCAAAAGAAAUCCCCAAAUCAGUGUUCUGAGACCCAAACAAACUUCUACGUUACAUAGCUAAGUGCCCAUGUUCCCCUGCCAAGGAACUCCCUGGAGCAGGGCUUGGCAAACUUGGCCACAGGGAAAGCCUAGAAGCCCUUGAACUGAGAAUGGUUUUUCAGUUUUGGAAGGGUUGUUAAAAGAAAUUAGAAAGGGGGGGGGGGGGGGGAGGCAAGAAUAUGCAAAGAGACACAUGUGACCUAUAGAGGCUAAAAUAUUUACUAAAUGUCCCUUUAUGGACAUCCAUUACUUGUUGAUGUUCAUGGACCCCUGCUCAAGAAGGCAUAUGCAUUGGCAUUCUCUUAAUUCAGGAAGCUAGUUACUGUUUGUGGGGACAAAGACAGGCAAGAGAAGUGACUAAACUUCAGUCUUAAAAUAUUUGUGUAUGCAUCAGAAUCGCACUUAUCUAAGUUAUUUUCAAGAACCAUUUUCUAAUAAGCCAGCAAACAUGCCCUCCUUCCCCAGAUUUAAAAAGCGCUGUUCCAAGUACUCACCAUGUGGUGUUGGGAGGUCUGCAAUCUCGAGAGGACUUGAACAUGGGUCUUUCUGAUGCAAGGGAGGGCCAGGGUGAAAGGCAGGUCCUAGAGGAGCUUACUUUAGGAGAAUUCAUAUCAAGGGCUGGUCAAGAAGGCAGGGAACUCAGAAUACUUGAAGUAAGAAGCAAAAGAAAUUAGACUGGUUGAAAUUUGCUAAUAGCCUUGUGGAAGAAAAACACUCUGUGUUGAGCCUUGCUGGAAGUGUGCUACAGGAAAUACUGUUGUCCCAUCCUCAGUACUGUGCGAUGCUUCUUUCUAAACCUUCCAAGGACACUAGCAAAGAUUUUACAGUCCAUUGGAGGACAUCACAGUAAAAGUACAAACACAUACCCAUUUGAACCAGUGCUUUUUGCAUAUUUUUGAACCAGUGCUUUUUGCAUAUUUUUGCCCUAAACUGCAAGCCUUAAGCCUGGGGGUAAGCUGGAGAGGUGCCUGCAGCUAGGCCCGGCCCCUCUGGAGGCUGGGAGAGUCACUUGUUCACUACCCGUUUCCACAUCUGCACACUCAGGUAGGCAAACUCUAGAUUGAUAGAUAUUUAAAUUUUAAAUAUCAGGCCUACAUAGAAUAGUUUUCCUUAGAAGAAGCAUGCAUCACUUAGCGAGAAACUCAAAAAGGCAAAUGUGUUUUCUAAGUUUUAAAAAAAAUCAGCUUUAGGAUUUUGUGUGGUUAUGUGCAAUGCAGCAAAACUACCUACACAUAAAUUAUUUUGUUAUUUAUUUCUUUCUUCCAUGUUUCAUUUUUUUUAUGAUUUUUUUUUUCCUGUUCUGUAACGAAUGAUGUGACCAACCCAGGAAAUUCUUUGUUCUGUUACUGAGAUGAUAUUUUACACUUAAGAAUUACAAAACUUAAGGAGAUCUUUAAAUGUUUUUUUUUUAUAAUUAAAAUAAUGUUUUCCAUUCAAGGUAAGAAUAAUUAUCUUUGGGGUAUUGUGGUAGUGUAUCAUUUCCGUGUUUGGCCAUCUCAUGUUGCCAGACGUAUACGCAGAUGGGUGUCAAGAGCCAAUAAAAUGAAAGCUCAUCCACUGGCCCAUAGACUCUGUGUGAACUUGCUUUCUUACCACUAAAAUAAGUUUUUCUCUCCCGUUUGAACCUUGUUACCUGUUAGAAUGCUUAGUUGAACUUGAAUCUAAAUUCAGUAAAAUAAAUUGUCUGAGUCUGACCGCAACUCUGCAUUUGCUCUAUUUAUGUGCUUGUAAUGAAGCACUGUUGUCUGUAUUCUGGAGGGAGGAUUCUUUGUCCAGCAGCACAAAAGUCAAAUAUUUCCCCAGGAGAAAUAUUUACCAAGGUGUAAAGCCACCUGUGUGUCAACAAUAAAGGUUGUUCUGAGACAAA
Canis lupus familiaris (dog) is the source of this 6641-nucleotide messenger RNA. It is a transcript of the gene ENTPD4, whose product is annotated as ectonucleoside triphosphate diphosphohydrolase 4. The transcript is spliced from 13 exons. NCBI's taxonomy places the organism in Eukaryota, Metazoa, Chordata, Mammalia, Carnivora, Canidae. Gene Ontology annotation, biological process: nucleoside diphosphate catabolic process. Gene Ontology annotation, molecular function: nucleoside diphosphate phosphatase activity. The coding region runs from base 273 to 2123 and encodes 616 amino acids. Gene Ontology annotation, cellular component: membrane. The record is from RefSeq and is a predicted model, not a curated record.